Molecule: messenger RNA, 1260 nt
Organism: Zingiber officinale
Lineage: Eukaryota; Viridiplantae; Streptophyta; Magnoliopsida; Zingiberales; Zingiberaceae
Product: delta(7)-sterol-C5(6)-desaturase-like
Exons: 3
Coding region: 146-976 (276 amino acids)
Biological process (GO): lipid biosynthetic process
Molecular function (GO): oxidoreductase activity; iron ion binding
Source: RefSeq, a predicted model, not a curated record
GCUUUAAAUUCGUCAUUACGACUAACCAGCGGUGGUGGUGGUUUCGACAAUCGCAGGCGGUUGUCGCUGCGGUAUUCUUAUCGUUUUGCCGAUCUUGGUCGCCGUCCUUGUAGGUUUAAUUGUGAUCCUGUUAGGAGAGUCAAGAAUGACGAACGCGAGCUCGCCGGAGUACCUGAGACAGUUCGUUGAGGAGACCGAUUGGUACAACGAAAUCUUGCUCGGCCUGAUCAUACCCGGGGACGCUUGGAAGCGCCUUCCCCGGCCGAUCCAGUCCUGGCUGCGUAACUACAUCGGUGGAACCGCCGUCUAUUUCAUCUCCGGUUUUCUCUGGUGCUUCUACAUCUACUACUGGAAGCGCCAUGUUUACCUCCCCAAAGAUGCUAUACCUUCGAACAAAGCCAUGUUUCUACAAAUAAUUGUUACAAUGAAGGCUAUGCCCUUGUACUGCGGCCUUCCAACAAUUUCGGAAUACAUGGUUGAAAGGGGAUGGACAAGAUGUUAUUCUAGCAUUGGAGAAGUUGGCUGGCUUGCACAUACUGUUUACCUUAUGAUAUACUUGGCCCUUGUUGAAUUUGGAAUAUACUGGAUGCAUAGAGAGUUGCAUGACAUAAAACCAUUAUACAAGUGGUUUCAUACAGUACACCACAUUUACAACAAGCAAAACACACUCUCCCCUUUUGCAGGAUUGGCAUUUCAUCCGUUGGAUGGGAUACUGCAGGCUGUGCCACAUGUGAUUGCUCUCUUCCUUGUCCCAACCCACUUCUUGACUCACAUGGCUCUACUCUUUUGCGAGGCUGUAUGGACUGCCAAUAUCCAUGAUUGCAUCCAUGGCAAGGUUUGGCCAAUCAUGGGCGCAGGUUACCAUACAAUCCACCAUACCACAUACCGUCACAACUACGGCCACUACACAAUAUGGAUGGAUUGGAUGUUUGGAACCCUUCGAGAUCCUGAGGAGGAAUUCAUUAAGGCAAAGUGAUGCAACCAGAAUGAUUGUUUGCUUUUGUGCUCUGGCUACCAAAUGUUUUUGAUACCUUGCAUCUUGAUUUCAAUUUAAGGUGAAAUUCAUCUUCAAGUUGCUUUGGUAUUCUGUAUGGUGGGUUACCCGACCUGAAAUUUCAUAGAACAAUUUGGUUUUAUUUGCAUAAAGAUUGUUUAGAUUGCUGUGUACUCUUCAUAGAGACGACGCACUGUCAGCCUGCGUUUGCCCAACUAUGUUCAUGUAUUCGCUGGCUCAAUGUUUUUCCUGUUCCGUUAUGUCCA